AUGCGUUGCGGGCAAAAAUAUGGCUAUCCUGAACGCUUGAUGCCGAAAUUGGUUAAACGAGAAAGGAACUGUCGCGAAUGCCUUGAAACCGACUCUAAAGUACAAUCCAAUGUCAAAUUAAGCUUUGAACCGAACGAAAAAUAUCCGAGUAUGGCAAAUGUAUUGGAAGUUGGUCAAGAUGGUAACGGUGGAUAUUCAGUGGUAGCGAAGGCGGACAUUGAUGUAGGGAAAACGAUAUUAGUUGAACGUCCCUUCCUUGCUUAUUUGAACAUACGUUACGGUUGCAAAUGUAACAUUUGCUUGAAAAGUAAUGUGAAUCUAGUACCGUGUCCCAAGUGUUCCGUUGCAAUGUUCUGCCACAAAGAAUGCCAAGGAAGUUUUCUACACGAAUAUGAGUGUGGCGUCAAAUUCAUGGAAGACAUCGAUGAGAAUAUUUCACGAAUGUCAUCUUUGCGAUUAAUGUUGCUGAAAAAACGAUUAGCAGCAAUUCAAACGAGUUACCCAUUUCUCAAACUACGCAUUGGACCAAAUGUGGCAAAAAAUCUGGAUUUUCCAUGGUUCAUUUCAAACAUUUAUAACCUACUCAUUGAAAUACCAAAAAUCAAGGCAAUGUUCCAAUCGAUGAAACAUAGACGUUUCUUAAUGCACCUUAUUGGUCAUCAUGCUCUGAUUGUGAAGAACAAUAAUUGUCAUUCAGUAAUGACAACAUUUUCACCUCAAUACCACUUGUAUAAGCUAAGCGGAAUAACAGCAAAUUACUUCAAGUCAUCAUGUCUACCGAAUGUUUUCGUGGGCGAUUGUGGUGGUAAUUUAGUCGGCAGCACUAUUCGACCAGUUAAGAAAGGUGAACAUUUGUUGACUGCACCUAUCCCAAAUUUAAUGAAGCCGAAAUCGGAGCGACAACACAUUUUGUGGAUCGUAAAACAAAUUACGUGCAAAUGUGUACGAUGUGAAGGACAUACAGCUUCACCGGAACAAUGUUUGGAGAUAAGUCUUGAUCCCAGCGUAUAUAGCAUUAGAUCUGAAUACCCAAGAUUGAAUUUCCGAAAUGUUGAAGAGGUACAAGCUUUUGUGAAGAAGUGCGGCGAAGUUUUGACCAAAUACGGUCACAUUAUGUGGUGCCAUGAACUUGGUAUGGUAUUAACCAUGUACAUGUCCAUUCUGAGCAGACAAAGCUUUUUUCUAUCCUGA
Molecule: messenger RNA, 1191 nt
Organism: Contarinia nasturtii (swede midge)
Lineage: Eukaryota; Metazoa; Arthropoda; Insecta; Diptera; Cecidomyiidae
Exons: 2
Coding region: 1-1191 (396 amino acids)
Source: RefSeq, a predicted model, not a curated record